AUGGUGCUCCGAAUUCCUCACCUGAUCCAGCCAGCCACUGUCUUACAGACAGUUCCAGGUGUCCCUCCACUGGGGGUCAGUGGAGCUGUGGCUAAUGGGGAAAAUGCCUUUCAGGGCCUAGAACCCAAAUUAGAGCCCCAGGAACUAUCUCCUCUCUCUGCUACUGUUUUCCCCAAAGUGGAACAUAGCCCAGGGCCUCCAUCAGCAGAUACAGAGUGCCAAGAAGGAUUGUCAGAGAACAGUGCCUGUCGCUGGACUGUUGUGAAAACAGAGGAGGGAAGACAAGCUCUGGAGCCGCUGCCUCAGGGCAUCCAGGAGUCUCUAAACAACUCUUCCCCUGGGGAUUUAGAGGAAGUUGUCAAGGUGGAACCUGAAGAUGCGAGAGAGGAAAUCAGUGGAUCCCCUGAGCAUGACAUUUGUGAUGACAUCAAAGAGGAACAUGCUGUGGAAUUGGACACUGGCGUCACAAGCGAGGAGUUGAACAGUGCUAGAGAGGUAAAGAAACAGACAGUCUUACAGAAGGAAGAGGAGAGGAGUCAGCCAGCUAAAACCCCUUCAUCUUCUCAAGAGCACCCUGAUGAAGGAACCUCAGGGACAGAUGUGAACAAAGGAUCAUCAAAGAAUGCUUUGUCCUCGGUGGAUCCUGAAGUGAGGCUUAGUAGCCCCCCAGGGAAGCCAGAAGAGCCACCCAGUGUUGAUGGUCAGUCAGUGGAGACUCCAGUUGGGCCAGAAACUGGAGGAGAGAAGAACGGGCCGGAAGAAGAGGAAGAAGAGGACUUUGAUGACCUCACCCAAGAUGAGGAAGAUGAAAUGUCAUCAGCUUCUGAGGAAUCUGUGCUUUCUGUCCCAGAACUCCAGGAAACAAUGGAGAAACUGACUUGGCUGGCAUCUGAAAGGCGCAUGAGUCAGGAGGGUGAGUCUGAAGAAGAGAAUUCUCAGGAGGAGAACUCUGAGCCGGAAGAAGAGGAGGAAGAAGAAGCAGAAGGAAUGGAAAGCCUACAGAAAGAGGAUGAAAUGAUGGAUGAAGCAGUUGGAGACUCAGCUGAGAAGCCUCCUUCUACUUUUGCCUCAUCUGAGACUGCUCCGGAAGUGGAGACCAGCAGAACUCCACCAGGAGAGAGCAUCAAAGCUGCUGGAAAGGGCCGGAACAAUCAUCGAGCUCGCAACAAGCGGGGAAGUCGGGCUCGGGCCAGCAAGGACACCUCCAAGCUGCUGUUGCUGUAUGAUGAGGACAUUCUCGAACGAGAUCCCCUCAGGGAGCAGAAGGACUUGGCCUUUGCCCAAGCUUAUCUGACCAGGGUACGAGAAGCCCUACAACAUAUCCCUGGGAAGUAUGAAGACUUCCUUCAAGUCAUCUAUGAAUUUGAGUCAAGUACCCAGAGACAGACGGCUGUAGAUCUCUACAAAAGCCUGCAAAUUCUGCUCCAAGACUGGCCUCAGCUGUUGAAAGACUUUGCUGCUUUCCUGUUACCUGAGCAAGCUCUGGCCUGUGGAUUAGUAAAGAGGCUCUGGAGACUUCCUCUUUCCCUCUGUGAUUCUCCUCAGCUCAAGACACAGAUGUGGCAGCUCCUCAAGGGCCACGACCACCUACAGGAUGAGUUUUCUAUCUUCUUUGACCACUUGCGCCCAGCAGCUAGCCGGAUGGGUGACUUUGAAGAGAUCAAUUGGACUGAGGAGAAGGAGUAUGAGUUUGAUGGCUUUGAAGAAGUGGCCCUGCCUGAUGUGGAAGAAGAGGAGGAGCCUCCCAAGAUACCCACAGCCUCAAAGAACAAGAGAAAAAAAGAGAUCGGGGUCCAAAAUCAUGAUAAGGAGACUGAGUGGCCAGAUGGGACCAAGGACUGUGCCUGCUCCUGCCACGAAGGAGGUCCAGAUUCCAAGUUGAAGAAGAGCAAAAGGCGGAGCUGUAGCCACUGUAGCAGCAAGGUCUGUGACAGCAAAUCCUACAAGAGCAAGGAGCCCCAUGAGUUGGUGGGCAGCAGCCCCCACCGAGAGGCUAGUCCUAUGCCUGGAACUAAGGAAGCUGGGCAGGGCAAGGAUGUGACGGAAGAGGAAGCCCCAGAGGAGCGGGAGAGCACUGAGGCCACCCAGAGCAGGACUGUCAGGACCACCAGAAAGGGAGAGAUGCCUGUUUCAGGAUUGCCAGUGGGGGCCACUUUGCCGUCCCCUCGAGAAGUGACUCUUACAAAACAGCUCCUCCUGGAUGGCCCACCACCUCAUUCACCAGAGACUCCUCAAUUUCCCCCCAAAACUGGAGCUGUACUGUACACUGUUAAGAGAAACCAGGUUGGGCCUGAGGCUCUCUCCUGCCCCAAGGCAUCCCCCAGACUUCAGAAAGAGAGGGAGGGCCAAAAGGCAGUGGGUGAGUCAGAGGCUUUGAUGCUGGUCUGGGAUGCAUCAGAAACUGAGCAAUUGCCUGGUACCGUGGAACCCCAUGCUUCCUUCCUGAGUCCUGUUUCCUCAAAGACCAGAGAUGCAGGGAGAAGACAUGUGUCCGGGAAACCAGACACUCAAGAGAGAUGGCUGCCCUCAAGCAGAGGUAGGGUGAAGACAAGAGACAGGACAUCCCCUGUCCAUGAAUCUCCAUCAGGAAUUGACACGUCAGAGACUUCUCCCAAAGCCCCUAGAGGGGGUUUGUCUAAAGACAGUGGAACACAG
Mandrillus leucophaeus (drill) is the source of this 2655-nucleotide messenger RNA. RefSeq names its product GON-4-like protein. Gene Ontology annotation, molecular function: transcription coregulator activity. NCBI's taxonomy places the organism in Eukaryota, Metazoa, Chordata, Mammalia, Primates, Cercopithecidae. Gene Ontology annotation, cellular component: nucleus. The transcript is spliced from 10 exons. Gene Ontology annotation, biological process: regulation of DNA-templated transcription. The annotation marks the transcript as partial. The record is from RefSeq and is a predicted model, not a curated record.